AUGUUUGUCGAUAAUCAAGGGCGUGCGUAUGGUCUCGGCCCGAGACUCUCGGGGAGGUGCACGUUUGUGAGCAUUCUUCGGAUCCAUUUCGUGUAG
This is a messenger RNA of Chondrus crispus (carragheen), 96 nucleotides long. RefSeq lists its product as hypothetical. Lineage: Eukaryota; Rhodophyta; Florideophyceae; Gigartinales; Gigartinaceae. The coding region runs from base 1 to 96 and encodes 31 amino acids. The record is from RefSeq and is a predicted model, not a curated record. The transcript has a single exon.